AUGCUUCAAGCCGUCGACAAAGAGGACGACACGCACCUGUUCACUUACCGCGACGUGAACCGGACCCACGUGUCGGUGGUGCUGGCUCAGAGCGUGGAGCAUCUCGUGGACAGCGACUCCCCGCAGAACGUGGUCAAGUUCAGACUCGGCUGCGACUUCAACUCCGGAGACGACAUCAUAUCAGCAUUUCUCUCAGUGACGGUCUACAUUGAGGAUGUCAACGACAACGCUCCAAAGUUCCUAGACCUCCCUUACCGUGUUACCGUAGACGAACUCACGCCAACGGGUCUGACGAUCUUCAGGGGCAUCCGAGCUUUUGAUCGCGACAAGCCGAACACACCCAACUCCGAUGUUCAGUAUAGCAUCACAAGUGGCGAUACUGAGGGGCGGUUUUCUCUGGAGAGCUCACACAAGCCGGGUCUUGUGUUAGCGAAGCCUCUGGACUACGACGCUGGUGACCGAGAGUUCUUAAUCACCGUCACAGCAUCUGACCGUGGUUCCCCGCCACGCAGUUCUGUUGCGACAGUGCAUAUCAUCGUUGCAGAUAACGACGACCUCCCGCCUAAGUUCACUCUCGACGUCUACCGGACGAAGAUACCGGAGUUCCAUCCAAUUCUUGAAGAGAGCAUCCACAAGCCGUUGGUGUUCGAGCAAGCUGUACGAGCGUUUGACCAAGACGCAGGAGUUGGUGCACCGCUGCGCUACCAGCUAAUACAGACGCCCCAAGUAGACCGUACUUUCUCGCUCGGAGCCCUUAACGCUACACUCUUCCUUGACAGGGAGAUCGACCUAGAAGCAGAGUCACUACCCGGUAACAUUUUUGUGCUACAAAUUCAAGCUUCACAAGUCGAUAAUCCCCUCAAGACUGCACAAGCUCGUAUCGAGGUAGAAAUUAUGGACCUUAACGACAACCUGCCAGAGUUUGAAGUCGAUUUCUACAAUAUAAGCAUCGUUGAGAAUUUGCCUAAUGGUUUUAGCGUGCUCCAAGUCAUGGCGACGGAUAAGGACCAAGGCGAAAACGGGGAGUUCACUUACCAGCUCAGCGAUGCUGAAGGGGCAUUCUCCAUAGAUCCAAGAAGCGGCUGGUUAACCGUAAGAAAUCAGACCGUAUUGGACAGAGAGCGGCACUCAUCACUCCGGAUGAAGGUCUACGCGAAGGAGAAAAACCCGAGCGUGGUGGGAGCGUUCCUGGACAAGCAACGCAUUUCGAAGUGGCGACGGGACCCGACUCCGGGGCGGCCUCCGGGCGGCACCACUUACGUGUUCCCGGACAAGGCCAACUACGACACUAGGAGCGCGAGCGUCGAGUACUUUGAGGACCAGCGUCAGCUGAUGUCUUUCGUGACGGUAGAAGUGACGCUGUUGGACGCGAACGACAACAACCCGGCCUUCGUGCCGAGCAACCUUUACGAGUUCGGUGUGAGGUCGACUUCGCCGGUGGGCACUUAUGUGGGGGAGGUUAGGGCCGUCGACCCCGAUUUGGGGGGGAACGGCAUGGUCUUAUACGGCGUGCAGCGCACCAGCAACCUCACCGUGACGUCACCGUUCAAAGUGGACCCUCGGUCGGGGGCGCUGUUCGUGGCCGAGACCCCCAUAGCUGAGGGUAGGCACGUCCUCUUUGUGGAAGCGGCCGACCAGCCCUCGAAUCCCAGCGAGCGCCGUUACUCCCUGGCGGUGGUGACGGUGGACGUGACGAGGCGCAGCACUGGUAAACCGGAUUUUAUUGGAGCACCUUACGAAUUCUGGGUCGGCUCAAACGUUGGAAUCGGAACGAGCGUAGGUCAGAUACGUAUCAACGAAGCCAUGGAAAAAUCUGAUGUCUCUUAUGAUCUUCUUCACGGUUAUGAAGAGGGAGUCCCUUUCGCCGUCGAGGAGCGUUCGGGGGUGAUCACCGUGAUCCACGAACUGUCCAAGUUCGACCGGCCCGUGUACGAGUUCGAAGCCGUGGCGGUGCAGGAGGGCAUCAACCUGAGCAUCGCCACCAACGCCACCGUGCACGUGGUAGACGCAAAUGACGAGAGAGGGGUGCUGCUAAAGGGCACUCAAUCUCCAAUUGAAUUUCACGUUAAAGAAAAUAUACCCGGAGCUAUCAUUGGGCAAAUUUUCAACGUCAACAUUAGUUCAUCAAUGAAUAACUCCGGAAAUAUAAGGUUCAUAAUUGCAAAUCAACAAGACGUCACCGACGAUAUUGCGAUUGGUCACGACGGAACAAUUUACGCUCAAAAAGCAUUAGAUCGAGAAAAGCGUGAUUCGUAUAGAAUGACAGUUAUAGCAGAGUUUAACAAAGGUAUGAUAUCAGGUGCAGGAAUAUACCAAGUAACCAUUUUCGUGGAUGAUGAGAACGACAACCCACCUAUAUUUGAUGUCUCUGCUUACGAAGGUGCUAUCACUGAAAAUGCGAAAAAAGGAACGGAAGUAAAAAUGACCAAUAAAAUUCGUGCAAAAGAUGCCGAUGUUGGACUUAAUGCUGUUUUCUCGUACACACUAUUUGGGGACGGACACGAUAUUUUUAGCGUCAAUGAAGCUAGCGGUGUAGUAACGUAUGUUGGUAAUAAAUUGGAUCGGGAAGAAAAGAGUUCUUAUUUACUGAAAGUGGUAGCAAGAGAUAAAGGUAGCCUUAAAUCAGAAGCAAAAUUAACAAUAACGGUUCUCGAUGAAAAUGAUAACACACCUAAGUAUAAUCAAAUAAUUGUACCUUUGGGUGAAAGUAUUGAUUUGUUAGAAACAGAUGACAAAAUUCCUGUAAAAAUCUUUAGGGAAAAGAAGAAUGACGUGAAUGGUGGUGUUACGAAAUUGGAAAUGAAACCAAAGAACAAGUUUUCUGCAGCCACUGACGCCAGAGGUCCCUUGUUCUUAGUUCCGGAGAACACGGCAAUUGGUUCUACCAUACUUAAAUUAAGUGCAAUAGAUAUGGAUAGCAGUAUGAAUGGCCAAAUUCGUUAUGAAUUUACAUCGGAAGUGUUUAUGCCACCCAUUGCAAUGUCUGGUAAUGCAUUGCAGGUUAAAAGAUAUUUUGUGAUUAACGAGAGACACGGUCAUAUAGUAGUUGCUAGAACAUUGCCACCAGAAUCUGAAUUCAGAUUAAAUGUGUCUGCAAUCGAUGGUGGAGAAUUAAGUGAUCACAUCACAAUUAGAGUAUUUGUGAAGGAUAUCAAUGACCACUUCCCAAUGUUUAAAAAAACAUUGUAUACCUUCAACGUAGAUGAAGCUCAAUAUAGUAGAAGAGUUUUGGGUAAAGUCGACGCAACAGACGCAGAUUUUGGGCAAAAUGCUAAUGUUACAUACUUUUUGCAACCGGAUAGUAAAGACUUGCCGUUUGAAAUCUCACCAUUAAGUGGAGUUUUGAGCAUUAAUGGUGAGCUCAAUAGAGAGAGAGAAGAUAAAUACAUUCUUACAGUAGUUGCUAGAGAUAAUGGUUAUGAAAAGAAAUUAACCUCUUCAGUGAGCGUUGAAAUAGAAGUCUUAGACGUUAAUGAUAAUGCACCAACAUUUUACGGUUAUGAUGAAUUGUUGGAAUGGAAACAUCCAGAGGCAGAUAACAUUUCCAACCAUAACUUUGAAUCAGGAAGAUUAGACUAUGAAACCCAAGCGUUGCAUAAUGUUACUGUAGUCGCUUCAGACUUAGGCUCGCCAAGUUUGAGUUCCACGGCAAUAGUUGUGUUGACAGUAAAAGACGUACCCAACGAGAUAGAAGUGUCAGACAAGCCAGUUUUUAUAUCACGUUAUUACGAAUUGGAAAUUGAGGAAAACGUCCACACACCCGUCGAACUGGUCACGCUUAAUUUGACCGAGUACUAUGAAAAUUUCAAAAUGCGAUAUUUUAUACUGAACGAGAACGAUACAGACAUAAAGAGGACGUUUGUGAUUGAUCCGCGCAACGGGACUUUGUAUCUGGUCCGAAGUCCGGACAGAGAAGUAAAGGAUGUUUACGAAGUCCUAGUUCGAGCGGAGCGGCAAAAAAUUAGUCGAGAGUUGCCCCAUAUGAUAUACCCAGUCUCUGAUGACGUGUUGGAGGGAAUGACGAAGUUCGACGUAAAAAUAAUCGUGCGAAUAAAGGACGUUAAUGACAACGCUCCGAAGUUUACAAACGGUGGAAGGCCGAUGGUCACAGCUAUUCCAACUACCGCUUCUUUUGGAUAUGAAGUCAUUCAGCUCCAGGCCACGGACGCGGAUGUAGGCCUGAACGCGGAGAUCCGCUACCAGGUGAUGAACUCCGCGGGCGGACGCUUUUCUGUAGAAGCGGGCAGUGGGCGGGUGCGGGCCGCGGCAAGCUUCGCGCGCGACGCCGGCCGCGUGUUUGGCUUCGACGUGAAGGCGACAGACAGACGGGGCGCCGACGACGGCCGCUCCGCUAUCGCCAACGUUUUCGUGUACGUGCUCGACGAAAGCAAGCAGCUGGUUCUCGUCGUCGGGGCGAAGCCGACUGAAGUGGAGAAAGGGAUGGAGAACAUCACGCGGCACCUCUCCAACAUGACCGGCUACGACAUACGAGUGCGCCGGCUAGAACAGAGUCCCAGGGCCUCUAUGGACAGACAUGCGACUGAUUUGUACAUCUAUGGAGUCGAUCCCUUGUCAAAUACAAUCAUUGAUAUGGACGUAUUGCAGAAAUCUAUUAUGAAAAGGGAGACAGCCGAUCGGGUUACGGUGGGUGGGUUUCGCCUCCUGGGCGUGGGUAAUGCGGGAGCCGAGUUGCUGCAAGCUCGAAGUGGGAGGUUGCUCAGUACCGUCGAGAUCAGCGUCGUGGCUCUUGGCUGCCUAGUAUUCGUCGGCGCUUGCACGGCCGCAAUUUGUAUACUUUGUCUCAGGAGGAACCGAAGAAAACGCCACAAACCAUAUUCCCAACAACGCCUAAACGCUUUCUCCACUGAGCACUUAACAAAGUACGGAGGCCUCUUUCCGUCCGGGGCCAACCAGUGCCAAGAGCUUAACCAGUCUUAUAGCGAGGCUGACUCUUACAUCGACGUUAUCAACCACAGUACCUUGAAGAAAACCUGUCCCCAUGGUAACACUGUGGAAGAGUUCGGGAAGGCACAUCAGAAAUGCGUUAAGAGCCAGUUCGGCGAGAGCUCGGACGCAUUCAAUCAGAAGCACGAAAGAAUGUGCAUUAAAUUCAACCAACGACCUUUGCAGAAGAGUGGCCAGGACUCGGGAAUCGCAGAAGCCGCCAGGUGCCCCUGCGGUUAUUCCACUGCUCACACGUCAGAGGAGAGCAGCGGUUGCAGUUACGAGGAUUCCCUGAAGUCCAAUCACAAUCAGGAGACGCAUCCGAAGCCGUAUCGAGCGGAAGCUGAAACGCGAUUCCUCAGAAGGGCUUCCUUCGGCCACCAACCGUUGGAUGCGCGCCGGUUCAACCACAGGCGGCAGUCCUUCUCGGAAAAUCUCCAAAGGCACUUCCCGCCAUUCGAAAGGAUCGGAUCGGGGGGUAGGAUGACCAGGCAGGUGUCCACACCGAACGUUGCCAACAUCUCUCAGUCGUACUUCAUGGGUAAAAGUGCUCGAAAGAAAGAGAUUGUUAAGGAGCCGAUGGUGGACUACGAUCAGAGUGAAGCGGAGGACUUGUUCGACACGAGACUUGACAGGAGAUUGAGCGGGCACCAUAAGAGAGGGAGUUUCAUGGAGCUGAAUGGUCAGACCGCGGUGUUCGUCGCCACACCCGCUGCAGCAGAGAUAAUGCGGCGGCAGGGCAGUGAGCGACUGAUGUUCGCCAGACCCUUA
Iphiclides podalirius (scarce swallowtail) is the source of this 5715-nucleotide messenger RNA. NCBI's taxonomy places the organism in Eukaryota, Metazoa, Arthropoda, Insecta, Lepidoptera, Papilionidae. The record is from the annotation of a GenBank genome assembly.